CAUGGCACCGCGAGCUCCUCCUGGUGACAUCACAGCGCGCGCGCUCCCUCACACCUGGCAUUCUUACCUUCGACGCGACAGGCAGAGAACAGACAGCUAAAGCGCUCCGGUGUUUUAAAGCUCCUAAUUUGGUGACAGUGGCUGCAUUACUGUAGCCACAAACGCUACAGACUCUUUGCUUUAGUUAUUUUUUUGUUAUUUUAGUUAUUUUUUUCAAACGACAAUACAGGGCACUUUGACAGGUGGAGGAGAAGACAUUCCAAAUUUCACAACCUUCUACUUGGGGUGGACCUAAGCCUCCGUUGAUCAGAUCUUUCAAUGGCACUAACAUUGAACUUGAGCGGGCCUGCUCCAUGGGGCUUCCGAAUAAAUGGAGGAAGAGACUUCAAAACGGCCAUUACCGUGUCAAAGGUCAAUGCAGGCAGCAAAGCAGAGCAAGCAAACCUGAAAGCCGGCGAUAUCAUCCUGGAAAUCAAUGGUGAAAACACAGAGGACAUGCUGAAUGUGGAGGCCCAGAACAAAAUCAAGAAAUCCAAGACCACUCUGCAGCUGGUGGUGGAGAGACCUGAACCUCCCAGCCCUCAACAGUCCAACGGCAUCAGCACACCUGAACAGCUAACUGGACGCUUCCAGGAGGCAGUCAUAGUGAGUCGUGACGAGAACCAGAACUAUAGAGAAUAUAAAAUCUCCAGUCCCACGUCAAUGUCCCCAGGACCCUAUUCAUCAUAUUCUACUGCCAGCCCCGACAGAAGAGGGGAAAGACUGACACCAACCUUAAAUAAGAGUGUGCAGCUGCGCUCAUGGUCACCAGAGGAAAAAAAUAACCGUGUCUCCAGGCCACAGUCUCAGGAGUUCUUUCCUUCAGACUUCAGGCAACCCUCUGGGUCCAGCAGGACCCCAACCCCUCCAGAGCGCUACUCACCUCAUAGCCCCACUGAUCGAGAUGUUCCCAUGUCUCCUCGCCGCAGCAGGACCCCAAUCCCUCCAGAGCGCUACUCACCUCAUAGCCCCACUGAUCGAGAUGUUCCCAUGUCUCCUCGCCGCAGUAGUUCCAGCUCUGACUUCGCCAUGCAAAGAUUUGACAGGGACUCAGAGGUGUACAAGAUGAUCCAGGAGAACAAGGAGUCCCGUGCAGCACCUCGUCAGUCAAACACCUUUAAAAUGCUGCAAGAAGUCCUGGAAGCUGAUGAGAAAGAGGCAGCCCUGCGGUUCCCUGGGAAGCUUUCCCCCAACGCCCCAAAACAAAGCUCAUCUGUUGGAGGAGUCAGCAAACAGCACACCUGUGAGAAAUGUGGCACAAGCAUUGUGACACAGGCAGUGCGCAUCUCAGACAACUGCUUCCGCCACCCAGAGUGCUACACUUGCACAGAUUGUGGGCUUAACCUGAAGAUGAGAGGUCACUUCUGGAGUGGAGAUGCAAUGUAUUGUGAGAAGCAUGCCAAGGAGAGGUACCAGAGCCUAGCCAACUCCAUUCAGACCACCGUCUCCCCCCGCCAAUGAGUUGGCCCCUCCUCAUCGGAUCCACCAUGCAGUGUGCUGCUGCCUGCCUGAAACGCCACCUCAUCUGACUCGCUGAUACACCUUGACAAAAUAUUCUUGGGGGACAGACAUUUCACUUAUUUCUCAUCUUUAAUCAAGUAUUGCAAUUUAAUAAUAUACACUUUCUCGCUUUAAUUUCCUGUCUGCUGAGAAAUUUGCUGUUUUUCACUAUAUGGUUCAUACUUUAUGGUCUCUAAGUCAUUAUUUGAGGUCCCAUUAACAAGGCACAAAAGCUUUUGAAAAAGUUAAAUAGAAGGACAAUCACCAUUUGAAUUU
Molecule: messenger RNA, 1815 nt
Organism: Cyprinodon tularosa
Lineage: Eukaryota; Metazoa; Chordata; Actinopteri; Cyprinodontiformes; Cyprinodontidae
Gene: pdlim2
Product: PDZ and LIM domain 2 (mystique)
Exons: 11
Coding region: 319-1500 (393 amino acids)
Biological process (GO): muscle structure development; heart development; actin cytoskeleton organization
Cellular component (GO): adherens junction; stress fiber; filamentous actin
Molecular function (GO): actin binding; muscle alpha-actinin binding
Source: RefSeq, a predicted model, not a curated record